CCUCUUUCAGAAGUAAGCAUUUUUUCCUACUGCUUUCUUUUGUGGAUAAACAUGUGUGUCAUAGAACUCUUACAAUCUGUAUUUACUGUUUACAGUGCACACCUAUAACCAUUGAUGUUGGCAGGUUGCUGAAUGAUGAGUUUUACACUGGGCUUACAGGUUUAAUGUUUUUUUUUUCCUUCAUCUCUAUCGUCUUUUUUGUUUGACAGCAUGGAAAUAUGUGAUUUUUGGAAACUAAGGUGGUCUGCAGAGCUUUGUGAGGAAUUCAUGACUGCAGAUGAAUUAUGGGGAGAAAGUUCUAGUUCAGUUUGAAGAUUAUGCAAACCACAAUGCUUUUGAACUGCUGUCCAAAUACAGUUCAAGUCACCUUGUCUUAAAUGAUGAUAUGCAGGGAACAGCAUCUUCUUGGGGAUUGGUCGAAUGGAUGUAGUAUGUUUUGGAUUGGAUUUUAUACUCGGACUGAUUCUUGCAGGGCUGCUCAGUUGCGGGACGCCUUUUGCGAGACAAAACGGGACAAACCGCUCACAGCCAUUAGAUUCUAAAUGA
This is a messenger RNA of Fragaria vesca subsp. vesca, 546 nucleotides long. RefSeq names its product NADP-dependent malic enzyme 2-like. The transcript is spliced from 3 exons. Bases 278 to 430 code for a protein of 50 amino acids. The record is from RefSeq and is a predicted model, not a curated record. NCBI's taxonomy places the organism in Eukaryota, Viridiplantae, Streptophyta, Magnoliopsida, Rosales, Rosaceae.